Molecule: messenger RNA, 3357 nt
Organism: Enterobius vermicularis (human pinworm)
Lineage: Eukaryota; Metazoa; Nematoda; Chromadorea; Rhabditida; Oxyuridae
Source: the annotation of a GenBank genome assembly
AUGUCUCCAGGCCUGAUUUCUACAGCAAAAAAAGACUUAAAUCUGAGUGAGCAGAGCAGUACUGUUUUUUUUUUUCAAGGGUGUUGGCUUUGCUUGCGUAAACUUCUAAAGAAACUGCUAACUGAUUCCUUGAAAUAUCAGGACUAUCGCCUUUCCGCUGACCUCCAUGUUGUUCGGUUGACACAGAAGGAAGUGCACAUAGUUGCUGUAACUUUUUACCAGCGAUCUCUUCAAAUCAACUUUCAGUGUCGAUCGGAUGAAGAUCCCUUAUUGACGAAAUACAAUGCUUCCAAAGAUAGUCAGUUUAUUUGGCAUGCUGAAUUAGCUGGUGAGAUAGUUCCUGAGGAGUGCGAAAUGAGAAGUCGAGGUAGGGAAUUUGUACUGAAAAAGCGUAAUCCUUCUGAGUGGAACUCUAGCUUGCUUCAGUGCAAUCCAACUAGCACCAUUGCACCAUACUCUUCUGGACGUUCUUGCACUACGUCACGGUCUAUAUCUUACGUGUAUUCUCACUCUUCCGAAAAUGAUAGGUUUAAUCAAACAUCGAAUCAUUAUUUACGAUCCUCUGUUUCUCGUGUUCUUCCUCCCGAUUACUCGAAUCAUACUUUCACGCAAUCUUCGUCUAAAAAUAGUUUGCCACGCUAUUCACCUACUGUACGGUCACAGUCAACUAGUUCUCUUUCUUCUAGGUGUAGACCUUAUGUUUGUUGUAGGAAAAACUUGCCUUCGACUUUCAGUAGUAGAAGUUCUAACGACUAUCGUUACACACAGUCGCCGCAUCGCCUUUCGACUCAUACAAAUAACCUUUCAGCUCAACCUGUAAAGAUACAUAGUUUCGCUAGAGAAAAACGUACUGAUCCUGGUUUCACGGGUCUUCGCAAUAUCGGCAAUACGUGUUUUAUGAAUGCGACGUUACAAAUGCUUGUUAACUGCAAGGAGUUAAAAAUUUUUUUCACUGGUAAAAAAGUUCUAAUUUCAUAUUUGUCUUUAUUGGAGAGUGCAAAGUGUUUUUCAGAGGAUGCAAUUUAUUCAAAAAAUAUCAAUAAAACCAAUCCACUUGGUUUUCAUGGAAGGUUGGCAGAUGCAUUUGCAAAAUUUAUGAAAGAAAUGUGGAGUGGAUUGAAUCAAAGUUACGAGCCUACUCUCAUAAAGGAGCUUGUUGCUGAAAAGGCGCCUCAGUUUGCAAACUUUGCUCAGCAGGAUGCUCACGAGUUUUUAAGUUUCUUACUCGAUGGCCUCCAUGAGGACCUUAAUCGAGUUGAAUCAAAGCCUUACACGACUACUGUUGAAGCAGCGGGCAAACAGGAUGACGAGGUCUCUGAGGAGGCUUGGAAAAACCAUUUGCUGCGAAAUGAUUCAAUUUUUGUCGACCUUUUCCACGGACAACUGAAGUCUCGACUAGAGUGUCCUAAAUGUGGAAAGGUUUCGGUGACUUUUGAUCCUUUUGUGUACUUAGCCGUACCAUUUCCAAAGGAGAAGCGUACGUCUGUUGUUUUUUACUGGCCUGCUGAUGUGCUUUCGAGCCCCUUUAAGUUAACUGUGCGGUUCAACGUAGAUGGUACUGCAUCAGAAAUGUUGGCUGCAGUAAGCAGUCUCGUCAAAGUACGUGAAAAUCUGUUGCUGAAACUGCGCUUGGUUAAAGUCGGUGAUCAGUGUAUUAAAAAGAUCUAUGAGCCGAAUGAAAAUAUUGAUGAUGGUGAUUCGUCAACUGCCCUUUAUGUGGUACUUUAUGUAUUAGGGUUUGAGCUUCUGGACCCUGCGAAAUAUGGAGGUGAAAUUGUCGAAAUUCGUGUUGUUCAGAAGUACCGAAAUACACCAGAAGGAACUUUUAGUAGGUAUCCCAUGAAAGAUGCGAUGCCACCUUUUGGGGAGAGCCACGAUGCGUUUGGUCGUGAAAAAGGGUUUGAACAUGAAGAUAAUUCGAGGUAUAUGCAGCAUUGCGGGAAAAGACCUUCAUUGGAGAACGUAGGUCUUCCGUUUGUCAUUUCUGUACCAAGAUCGAAGGCGACUUUAUCGAGCUUACGAAGUGAUUUGAAAUCUCGGCUCAGGUACAACUAUAUGACCCAGCAUUCUGUAAGUUUUCCUAAAACUUCUGCAGAAAGUCCAACACACCAUUGUGAUACUAGGACUGAUACAGAAGACAGCAACGGAAACAUGGAAGCCCGAAGUAACUCAAAAAAUGCUUCUUUGGAUCAGGAUCCUGUCCAAUCAUCUAAUGGAAAUAUGCGUUCCGACGUUAAUUGUGGAAGUAAGGAAUUGUCAACUUCUUGCACUGAACGUCGAGAUGAGAUUGACGAUGACCAAUUGUUUUCAAUACGGAAGAUGAAGGAGGUGGACAGCCUAGAUGGAACUCCUCUUGAUGACUCAGAGCCCCUCGAUCCUGUAACAAACCUUUUAAUAAAUUGGAAUAAUUUGGAUGGAGGAAACUCGAAAAUUGAAUUUAAGAAAGAAUUGGAGAUUGAUAAGAGGCGUACGGACUUUUACAAGGAGCGUCUCUCCGAUCAUGGGUUCAAUGGUUCUGCUUUAAAUCCUACUCUUUACGACAUGCUCUUUGUGUUUUCAGAAACAGAAAGGCUUAAGUCCGAAGAGUCUUGGCAAGCUUUGUUUCUGGUUGUGGUUCAUAGUUUAGGGUACUGCAACAAGUGUAAGAAGCAUGUUGAAGCUACGAAGAAACUUACGCUUUACCGUUUACCGCCAAUUCUCAUCGUCCAACUGAAGAGGUUUGUGUAUACCAGUUCCGUGUAUUCUUUGCACCGUAGGUCGAAAGACGAAAGACGUGUAACAUAUCCAAUUAAAGACUUGGAUCUGAGGAAUUUCCUGUGUGAAACCGCUCCGAAAGAUCAGGGAGGAGUAAUUCUCCGUUCUCGUUUGAAGUUAUUAAGAGAUCAUAGUUUACCUCACCUUCGGUUUUCAUUUAAUGAAAUUGAGCAGUUAUAUUGCGCAUUAGUGGAAUUAGAAGUGAAGAGAAUAUUAUUUUUGUGUAGUACAAAACUCAUUGUCUGCAAUGAAGCCUACCAUUUCCAGAAUACAAAGUAUGAUUUGACUGGUGUCGUUUGUCACUCAGGAAGCAGUUAUUUUGGCCACUAUGUUUCUAUCGGAAGGUUGGCGAGUUUAGACGGGAGAUCUACGGAAAUUGAAUUUAAUAUGCACGGAUUACGUUUAAGAUGGGUAAUUGUAGACUGGCGUGUUUUUGACGACUCUAUGGUCACGAAGACGCAGAGCACGCGAGUGCAAAGCGACGACGCCUAUUUACUUUUUUACAAGCAGCAAGGAGAUAGAACAGAAAAAGUGCUUCGAAAAUACGGAUAUGUUAAAAGUCCCGAGACAUCCAUGCACUCGCAAGCUGGUUUUACGAAAUGA